AUGCCCGAUUCUAAACCUUUUCUUCCUCCUGCGGUCGGCAACACCGAGUCUGGCGCCUCUCCGUAUACCAAGGAACUCUCCCCUCACACCAAGCUGCGCCCUGAGUCCGACGCUCCUCGCACGUUUGCUCCCGGCGCAUCCCUCGUCUUAGUCGGCAUCCGCGGAUGCGGUAAGCGUUCACUGGGGUUUGUCGCCGCUACAGCGCUAAAGCGACGCUUCAUUACUGAAGACCACUACUUCCGGGAAGUCACAGGCGUCACUCGUCAGGAAUACCUCAAGCGCCAUGGCAGUCAGGAAUUCCAGCGCCGGGAUAUCGAAGUCCUGAAGAUGAUGCUGGAUAACCACCGCUCGGGCUGUGUCAUGGAGUGUGGGUUGGCUAGUUUAACCCGACCCGUGCAGGAUCAUCUGCGUCGAUAUGCCCGAUCUAACCCGGUGGUUCAUCUGCUCCGCGAUAUUGAUUGCAUUCAGCAGUUGCUCGGCCUGGAGGACCAGGCGGUGCGCCUGUUCCGGGAGGGGGACCCGAUGCAUCAGAUGUGCUCGAAUUUCGAAUUUUAUAAUUUGGAAGAUCGAACACGAGCGUUGGAUGAUGGAUGCCAGGAUCGUCGGUCGAUUGACUAUUCCUUCAAGUUACAAGAGGUGAAGGAGGAUUUCACGCGGUUUGUACAGUUCAUCACUGGGCGUGAUGUGAGUUAUUCAAGCUAUGACUCGCCCUUUGUUCUGCUGGAGACGCCACCCGAGCUUCGCUCUUUCACCCAUGCCAUUUUUGUGCGAUCUUCAGAUCUGAUUGCCAACAAUGUCAAAGUGGCUGAACUUGAGUCUGGUGGCGACGCCAUCGAGCUUUGUGUUGAUCGCUGGAGCCCAGAGAUGGCGGCUAUCAUCAGCAAAGAGGUCUCUGUCCUGCGUCGAAAUGCGCGGGCGCCCAUUGUCCUCUCUGUCGACGUCUCUUCAACGGGAAUUGGCUCCCAAAAACCAGUAUCCUCUUCUUCCCGAACCUACUUCGAUAUUCUUGAUCAUGGUCUACGCCUGGGGGUGGAAUAUCUUGUUGUAAACCUGACCCAAGAUCGAUCUAGGCUGGCUAGGGUUAUCAAAGGUCGCGGGAAUACUAAAAUCAUUGGCCAGCAAGUGUUUGAACCAUCAUCCCCCAUUACUUGGGACAGCGCAGACUGCGUUGCUAUCUAUCACGAAGCCGAGAAGCUCGGCUGCCAGCUAAUACGUCUCCUUCGAAUUGCAACAAAACGCGAGGAAAAUGCAGCAGUGAUAGAGUUCUCUAACAAAAUCCGAUCGCUCCCGGGGGAUCAUCCACCGCUUAUUGCCUAUAACAUCGGAAGCUUGGGCCGUACAUCACAGGUUUUCAACUCAAUCCUCACCGCAGUGACACAUCCAGCGAUCACCCAGUCAGCAGAAAACAAGCAUGACCCACAAAUAACAUCGCGCGACGCAGUCCGCGCUCUCUUUGAAAGCUAUGUGCUUGACCCGCUCGAUUUCUAUAUUUGCGGAGAGAAUGUCACUUAUAGUCUAUCCCCAGCGAUGCACAAUGCCGCGUACCAGCACUGUGGCAUGGGCCAUACCUACAGUAUCCCCGACUCGCCAUCUCUCGCAGUGCUAGACCGGCUCGGUCGGGACCCGCAAUUCGGAGGAUCGAGUGUUGUUCAGCCAUGGCGUGUCGAGGUCUAUCAGAAACUGGCCUCGAAAAGCCGACAUGCAGAAGCCAUCGGAGCGAUUAACACGAUCAUGCCAUUACGCGGGCAUGCGGACGGAAAGAUGUUCCCGCUCCAAGAACAAGCUGGUCGACGUAAUCAAGCUGGGCGCGUGCUGGGUUGGUACGGUGAGAACACCGACUGGGUGGGAAUAAUGACGUGCAUCCAGCGACAUCUCUCCCCACGCAACGCAAUCAGCGCGAGAACAACCGGCUUGGUUAUUGGAGCCGGUGGCAUGGCGCGAGCCGCCAUAUACGCCAUGCUCCGACUUGGCUGUCGAAAGAUCUUCAUAUACAACCGCACGCAGUCGCGUGCCGAGGAGGUCGCGUGCCAUUUCAACUCUUGGGCUUCAUCGCAGGUAGACUCGGUCGAGGUGGUGCGAGUUUUGCAGUCACUCCAGGAAAGCUGGCCCGCAGACGCGGCCCAACCCAGUCUCGUUGCGUCUUGUGUGCCAGCUGACCCAGACAGAGAUGAACCUCCCGCAAACUUUGAGAUGCCGAUUCAAUGGCUUGGGAGUCCUACAGGUGGUGUGAUACUCGAGUUGGCCUAUAAACCCCUCGACACGCCACUUCUACAACAAAUGCGCCGAGUCCGUAGCGAAACUGGACGACCUUGGGUGCUGUCUGACGGCUUGGAGAAUGUUACUGAGCAGGGAAUUGCUCAAUUUGAGUUGAUGACAGGUCGCAAAGCGCCUCGGCGUCUCAUGACCUAUGAGGUUCUCCGCAAUUAUGUAGGUGACAGUGGACGGUUUGACGAGAAAAUGAUUCAGGCUCGUCUGGAUGGCGUUGGGUCUCCAGUGACUGGGCAUAAGGAAUAG
Molecule: messenger RNA, 2514 nt
Organism: Penicillium paradoxum
Lineage: Eukaryota; Fungi; Ascomycota; Eurotiomycetes; Eurotiales; Aspergillaceae
Product: repressor protein
Exons: 2
Coding region: 1-2514 (837 amino acids)
Biological process (GO): chorismate biosynthetic process
Molecular function (GO): 3-dehydroquinate dehydratase activity; shikimate 3-dehydrogenase (NADP+) activity; 3-phosphoshikimate 1-carboxyvinyltransferase activity
Source: RefSeq, a predicted model, not a curated record